Echinops telfairi (small Madagascar hedgehog) is the source of this 1086-nucleotide messenger RNA. It is a transcript of the gene PDHA2, whose product is annotated as pyruvate dehydrogenase E1 subunit alpha 2. The record is from RefSeq and is a predicted model, not a curated record. The transcript has 2 exons. Lineage: Eukaryota; Metazoa; Chordata; Mammalia; Afrosoricida; Tenrecidae. Gene Ontology annotation, molecular function: oxidoreductase activity, acting on the aldehyde or oxo group of donors, disulfide as acceptor. Bases 1 to 1086 code for a protein of 361 amino acids.
AUGAGGAAAAUGCUCGCCGCGGUGAUGUCCCGUGUGCUGUCGAGAGUGGCUGCCCAGAAGCCUGCCAACAGGGUGCUGGUGGGCUCCUGUCACUAUUCCAAACAGGCUACGUUUGAAAUUAAGAAAUGCGAUCUCUAUCAAAUGGACGAGGGCCCUCCUGCCUCCACCGAGCUCACCAGGGAGGAUGGGCUCAAGUACUACCGGCUGAUGCAGACUGUCCGCCGCCUGGAAUUAAAGGCCGAUCAACUGUAUAAGCAGAAAUUUAUCCGUGGGUUCUGUCACUUGUGCGAUGGCCAGGAAGCCUGUUGUGUCGGCAUCGAGGCAGGCAUAAACCCCACGGAUCACGUCAUCACAUCCUAUCGGGCUCAUGGCUUAUGCCUUACGCGGGGCAUUUCUGCCCGGGCAAUUCUCGCCGAGCUUACGGGCAGAAGAGGAGGUUGUGCCAAAGGAAAAGGCGGAUCGAUGCAUAUGUACGCCAACCACUUCUAUGGGGGCAAUGGCAUUGUGGGAGCUCAGGGUCAGCUAUUUGAAGUUUACAAUAUGGCCGCUCUGUGGAAACUGCCCUGCGUUUUCAUCUGUGAGAAUAAUCGCUAUGGAAUGGGCACAUCGAUGGAAAGAGCAGCAGCCAGCACAGAUUAUUACAAGAGAGGCCAUUUUAUUCCUGGGAUAAGGGUAGAUGGAAUGGACAUUCUGUGUGUCCGGGAGGCAACCAAAUUCGCUGCCAACCAUUGUAGAUCUGGAAAGGGGCCCAUACUGAUGGAGCUGCAGACCUACCGUUAUCACGGACACAGUAUGAGUGAUCCUGGAGUCAGCUAUCGUUCCAGAGAUGAAAUUCAGAAUGUAAGAAGUAAGAGUGACCCCAUUAUGCUUCUCAGAGAUAGAAUGGUAAAUAACAAGCUUGCCAGUGUGGAAGAAUUCAAGGAAAUUGACGUUGAAGUGAGGAAAGAAAUUGAAGACGCCGCCCAGUUUGCCACAACUGAUCCUGAACCACCUUUGGAAGAAUUAGGCCAUCACAUCUACUGUAAUAGUCCACCUUUUGAAAUCCGUGGUGCAAAUCAAUGGAUCAAGUUUAAGUCCAUCAGUUAA